AUGGCUUUCACUGGCAAGUAUGAAGCUGCAAGUCAGGAAAACUACGAUGACUUUAUGAAGGUCCUGAAAUUCUCUGCUGAUAUCGUCGAGAAGGGAAGGAACGCCAAGGUCAUCACAGAAGUGAUCCAAAAUGGAAAUAAUUUUACCUGGUCCCAAAUUUAUCCAGGAGGAAAAACUAUGAAGAACACAUUUGUGAUUGGCCAGGAAUCAGAGAUGGAAACUAUGGACGGCAAGAAGUUCAAGGCAACAGUCAAAAUGGAAGGAAAUAAGAUAGUUUGUGACUUUCCAAACUAUCACCAUACUUCAGAGAUUGAAGGAGGAAAUCUUGUUGAGAUCUCUACAUGCAGUGGCAUUACUUACAAGAGAAUUAGCAAGAAACUUGCCUAA
Messenger RNA from Carcharodon carcharias (great white shark), 387 nucleotides. RefSeq names its product fatty acid binding protein 6, ileal (gastrotropin) (gene fabp6). NCBI's taxonomy places the organism in Eukaryota, Metazoa, Chordata, Chondrichthyes, Lamniformes, Lamnidae. Gene Ontology annotation, cellular component: cytosol; nucleus. Gene Ontology annotation, molecular function: fatty acid binding. The coding region runs from base 1 to 387 and encodes 128 amino acids. The transcript has 4 exons. The record is from RefSeq and is a predicted model, not a curated record. Gene Ontology annotation, biological process: fatty acid transport.